Molecule: messenger RNA, 1589 nt
Organism: Epinephelus moara (kelp grouper)
Lineage: Eukaryota; Metazoa; Chordata; Actinopteri; Perciformes; Serranidae
Gene: kbtbd13b
Product: kelch repeat and BTB domain containing 13b
Exons: 1
Coding region: 65-1504 (479 amino acids)
Molecular function (GO): protein binding
Source: RefSeq, a predicted model, not a curated record
AGCUGCCUCUCUCCGGCUCGUCUUCAGCACUUUUGGAAACGCUUCAGCUUCUGGUUUCAUUUUCAUGGAGGAUAUUUUCCUGUCAGAAAGUUGUAAUGUCAGUGCACGCAGCAGCUGUGACGGCGCAGAUGAAAGAUAUCUGUCAGACCGUGCUUCAGCUAAAUUAACCAUCGUGGUCGGAGACACUCAUUUCUCUGAGGAGAAAAUGUUUCUGGUUCAGAGUUGUGACUAUUUCCGAGCUCUGUAUCGCUCUGGGAUGAAGGAGUGUCGGCAGGAAGAAAUCCACCUCAAGUCUCUGCGCGCUCGAGGCUUCCUCAUCGCCUUGGCGGUCUUACGAGGUGAGAUGCCUGACCUGGAUGGCGACGACAUUGUUGAAGCCAUCGAAUGCGCUGCUUUCUUGCAGGUGGCGCUGCUCACUAAGCAUCUCAUCAACCUCAUUGAUUCUGACAGCUGUUUGCUGAUGUAUCACACGGCUGCAACCUUCGGCCUCGUGGACCUUUACCACGCUGCUGCGCUGUUCAUCCGAAACAUGUACGCCGACCUGGAGGCGGAGGUGAAGAAAUCUUUACCAUCAGAGCUGAUCUCCUACGUGGAGUCUUUGAGCCCAAGUGUUUUCGUGGCCGUCGGGGCUCACGUGACCUGCGGCGUGGAUGAAACCGUGCACGCCGCCUCCAGGACGGUGUGCUACCUGGAUGAAAGUAGCAACAAUUGGAAAGUGUUGACAGAUCUUCCACUGGAGGCCAGCACCUCCAUGGCUGGAGUGACUGUUUUAGACAACAAGCUUUACAUCAUCGGAGGAGUUCACGGACUUCACAAACAAGUCGUCGAUUCUUGUUUCUGCUACAGCGUCGAAAACAACAGCUGGGGCCGGAUCUCCAGUCCUGCGCAGCUGCGAUACAAUCUCAGCCUCGUGGGCAUAGACAGUUGUCUUUACGCUAUCGGAGGAGAGUAUGAGCGAAGGGUGAUGUCAUCUGUGGAGACAUAUGAUGUAAAGACCGGAAGGUGGGAGUUUGCUGCUCAUUUACCUCGACCGGCGGCGGGAGCAGCGUGCACCAAAGGCAUGGGCAGGAUAUUUGUGUGUUUAUGGAAGCCGAUGGAGACCACAGAGAUCUAUGAGUACCUCUCAGGGAAAGACGAGUGGCAGCUGGUUACCACGCUGAUCAGGAAGCAGAGCUACGGCCACUGCAUGGUCGGCCACAGGGACAACCUGUACGUCAUGAGAAACGGACCGUCGGACGACUUCCUGCGAUGCCUGAUGGACUGUUAUAGUCUGAGCUCAGGCCAGUGGUCGUCUCUGCCUGGGCACUUUGCCAACAGCAAAGGUUCACUGUUCACAGCAGUAGUGAGAGGCGACUCUGUGCUCACGCUCAACAGGAGCAUGACUCUGGAGUUCGCCGUCGACGGUAAAACCUGGAAGCCGCGGCGGCAGAUGAAGGGAUUCCCUAGAAGUGGAUCUGUGUGGACGUUUCUACUCCGGCUGCCAGACGCUCUCAUGCUACAGUAACAGCUUCAUUUGUUCUGGGAUUUACUGGACUGUCAACUCCUUUUUACACUCAGACAUGUAUUUCCUACCUGUGCUUCAAUAAAUU